AUGAAGGUCGUUAUUGCAGGAUCAACCGGAUUUAUUGGGAAGGAAGUCGUCCGUCAGGCGCUCCUGCACCCUCAGAUCACCUCAGUCGUCACAUUAUCGCGUCACGACCACGAUCUCGCCGAGGACCUACAAACACCAGAAAUCGAGUCCAAGCUCACGUCUGUCACUUGUUCCGACUUCAAAAACUACCCUCAAUAUGUCAAGGAUGAGAUCUCUGGGGCAGAUGCCUGCAUAUGGCUUAUUGGAGUGACACCCGGCAAACUGAAGCAGUAUGAUUGGGAUCAAGUCCGUAUGAUCUGCUAUGAGUAUGCGCUCUACGCCGCCGACACGUUUGCGAAGCUGCCGCGGGAGGGCAACCCAGACCCGUUGCGAUUCAUCUACGUGAGCGGCUGCAACGCCGAGCGAGACCCCGCAAAGAAGCCAUGGAUUCUUGGAGACUAUUGCCUUCUUCGUGGCGUCCAGGGCCAGGUUGAGAAACAGAUCAUCGAGCGCGCACAUCUGUCGGACGGGAGAAUGCAGGUUCUCGUUACCAAGUCAGGAAUGGUCAAUGAUCCGGAUAUGGGUUUCUUGAAACAAGGGCUGCGUUGGUUCUCGCAUGCUGUCAUCAACAUCCCUAAUAUUGGGAGGACGGAGUUUGUCGCCGGAUUAAUUGAACAGUCAAUCACUGGGUUUGGUAAGGAUACGCUGUCCAAUGCGGAAAUGGUAGAACUUGGAAAGAAGGCGUUGGAGAAGAAUGAGAUCCUGGUGGCGAAGGCUUAA
This is a messenger RNA of Fusarium musae, 759 nucleotides long. RefSeq lists its product as uncharacterized. Bases 1 to 759 code for a protein of 252 amino acids. The record is from RefSeq and is a predicted model, not a curated record. The transcript is spliced from 3 exons. Lineage: Eukaryota; Fungi; Ascomycota; Sordariomycetes; Hypocreales; Nectriaceae.